AUGGAGGCAAAGAUCUUGCAGAACUUGGAUCACCCACAUAUACUGCGGAUAUUCUCGUGGUAUGAAGAGAGUGAUUGCAUCAACAUUGUCAUGGAGCACUGCGAUGGAGGGGAGCUCCUCAAGGUGGUCAGAGAAGGCAGGCGGCAAGGAGAGGCCUUGCCGGAAGCCUGGGCAGCCACUAGCAUUAGGCAGUGUUUCCAGGCUCUGGUGUACAUUCACUCCAAGGGUGUCGUGCACAAGGACCUCAAGGGCCAGAAUCUUCUGCUUUUGCACGACACCAAGGAAAACGGCAAGGUGUUCGGCCGGCUUCCACACAUUGUAAUUUGUGACCUCGGAAUUGCAGAGAUCUGCGCCCGGGGCAUCUUCGGUCUGAGAGGAUCCAAAGUUGCUGGCACUCCGGCAACAAUGGCGCCCGAGGUCUGGUCGGGCAGUUGCGGGCCGAAGAGCGAUGUUUGGAGCAUGGGCUGCGUCAUGUUCGAGAUGUUCACCAACAAGCUUCCCUUCGAAGUGCGCGGCAACGUCGAAGGUGCUGCGAAACAGCAGGCCAAGUGGGUGGAGCUCCACAGCAAAGGUGCUGAUCUGGUGUUGGUGGCAGAGUGCCUUCAGAACCCUUGGAUGAAAGUACCAGAGGCGGAGGUCGCUGCAAACUGCACUUGCAUUGACAAGUUUGCCAAGAUCUUUGUCAAGUUUGAUACAGAUCACAGUGGCAUCUUGGAUACGCCGGAAAUGGUGGCAGCGCUUAUGUCCGUGGGAAUCUCGAAGGAUUUGGCAAAGAAAACCGCCAAAGCACUGGACGUCAAUGGCGACAAUUCUUGUGAAUACCUCGAGUUCACCGCGGCUUGCCUCCUGUCAAUGGAGGAAGAGUUCGACGAGCUGCUUCGGCAAGAGUUUCGGAUCCUGGAUACCAAGCGCGCAGGAGCCUUGUCUUCAAAAGACAUGGAGCCGCUGAUGGUGGAGCUCAAGGCUCUCGCUGCAUCCCGGGGUUUCACGGUUGAGGAGAUAGACUCGGAUGGUGACGGACAAGUAGAUUUUCAAGAGUUCUGCGCCUAUUUCGGCCGGCCCAACGUCUCGUACUCCCGGGCAACGCCGUCUCAAAGCGCGAAGAACCCCACGUUGUCGAAGAUGCCCAUGAAGCAGCACGUGCGGAUCGUGGGUGGCGCAGGGAGGAGCCUAGAGUUGAGCAUGGAUGCAAUUCGCAAGAGCAUGCCGGCGGGGAAAGGCGACCUACCAUCAGUGGGCAAGACGCUUGGUGGUGUAUGUUCACCCUUUUUUGCCCAUUUUUUUUGGGUUCAAGGUUCCCUUCUAAAGUACCCAAGCCCCAAAACGGUCCCCUGGUUAGAAUAUGGGGGGUUUGUCCCGAAAUUGGGGGUACCCCAAUUGGGUCUUUACUAUAAGGGGAUCCUACUAUGUGGGGGGUUUAUAUUAAGGGUCAUCUAA
This is a messenger RNA of Symbiodinium natans, 1437 nucleotides long. NCBI's taxonomy places the organism in Eukaryota, Dinophyceae, Suessiales, Symbiodiniaceae. The record is from the annotation of a GenBank genome assembly.